GAAGAAGAAGAAGAAGAAACGUGCAGUUCCAGUGGAUAUUUGACAGACCGAGCUGCUGUUUGAGAGGAGCAUGAAGCUGCUGCGGGUGCACGGGCUGCUGCUGAUCCAGCGAGCGCACAAACACAGAGCGGCGCGGCUCUCCGAGAAGAAGCUGAGCCGCUGUUUCGUGGAUCAUCGCAGGGUGAAGGUCGUGGCGGGAUCGGGGGGCAGCGGGGCCUCCAGCUUCCACAGCGAGCCCCGGAAAGAGUGGGGUGGUCCAGACGGGGGAGACGGUGGUGCUGGAGGAGACAUCAUCAUCAAAGUGGACCGGCAGGUAAAAUCACUGUCCUCUGUGUCAGCGGUGUAUCGUGGAAAAGAUGGAGGAGCAGGAAGCAGCAAAAACUGCUUUGGACGCAAUGCCAGCCCCACCUACAUCUCAGUUCCUGUCGGCACGCUUGUCAAAGAGGAGGGCAGGACGCUGGCAGACCUUGCGCAGCACGGCCAGCUGUAUGCGGUUGCAUUCGGGGGUUCCGGGGGGAAGGGGAACCGCUUCUUCCUGUCCAAUGAGAACAGAGCGCCCCUGACAGCCACGCCGGGAGAGAAGGGCCAGGAGCGUGUGGUUCAGCUGGAGCUGCACACCAUGGCCCACGCUGCACUGGUUGGCUUUCCAAAUGCAGGCAAGUCGUCUCUGUUGCGUACGAUCUCUAAUGCACGGCCGGCUGUGGCGGCGUACCCUUUCACCACGCUCAAGCCUCAUGUGGGCAUCGUGAGAUACAGAGACCAUGAGCAGCUGGCAGUGGCUGAUAUUCCCGGGCUGAUUCCCGGCGCUCAUCUGAACCGUGGCCUUGGCAUCUCUUUCCUCAGGCACAUAGAGCGCUGCCGGGUUCUGCUGUUUGUGUUGGACAUGUCGUCUGCUGAGCCCUGGGAGCAGCUCCAGCAGCUGUGCUUCGAGCUGGACCAGUACAAUCCUCAGCUGUCCCACAGACCUCAUGCCAUUGUGGCCAACAAAAUGGACCUGCCGGAGGCCAGAAAGAAUCUGGAGGCUCUAAGGAGCCGCGUCCAUCAGACGGUCAUCCCUGUGUCUGCCCUGACCGGACACAACACCGCGCAGCUGAUCCUGCACCUCAGAGAGAUGUACGACAGCUACCCUACUCCUAGAUGAGGAUGCAGCCUUUUAAACUCCAUUUCCACUGAUGUAGUUGAGCCCUUCCAUUGGUUUCUGUUGGUGCACAAAAGUGGCCGUAACAGGAACAGAAUCAACAUGCAGACUAAUAUGAGGCUAUUAUUUGGAUCACAUGUCAAGUUACUUUACAUCCAGUAAUUCAGCUGUUGUCAUGAUGACAUGAAGCUGAUAAGCAGUGACUUUUUGCACUUUACACAAAGGUCCCAUAAAGGGAGGACGUAAGAGGUAAUGUACAGUUGUGUAGUCAGCCAGUCAUUACUGCAAAAUAGACCCUGAUCUUCUGCAUAUCUGGCUUUUGUCUCUCAGAAGUGGUUUAUUCUGCAGUGCAGUUGCUUCAGUUAGUGUGCAAAAAAGUAAGCUGAUUUAAGUAUCUAUAUUAAUGCAUUUGAGUUUUUCUUAAUAAAUUAUUAAAACUUA
Carassius carassius (crucian carp) is the source of this 1579-nucleotide messenger RNA. RefSeq names its product mitochondrial ribosome-associated GTPase 2 (gene mtg2). The record is from RefSeq and is a predicted model, not a curated record. Bases 71 to 1141 code for a protein of 356 amino acids. Gene Ontology annotation, molecular function: GTPase activity; GTP binding; magnesium ion binding. Gene Ontology annotation, cellular component: mitochondrion. The transcript has 6 exons. NCBI's taxonomy places the organism in Eukaryota, Metazoa, Chordata, Actinopteri, Cypriniformes, Cyprinidae.